Molecule: messenger RNA, 2312 nt
Organism: Oncorhynchus keta (chum salmon)
Lineage: Eukaryota; Metazoa; Chordata; Actinopteri; Salmoniformes; Salmonidae
Exons: 2
Coding region: 450-2150 (566 amino acids)
Source: RefSeq, a predicted model, not a curated record
AACCAGUCACAUAUAAUCCCACAUAUAAUCUCACAUAUAAUCCCAUUUAUAAUCCCACGUAUAAUCCCACAUAUAAAUAAUGAUUUACACUACGCUUCAAAUAGAAACUCCCCUAUAGCUGUGUACCCCUAUGUAGCUAAACAACCAGUCACAUAUAAUCCCACAUAUAAUCUCACAUAUAAUCCCAUGUAUAAUCCCACGUAUAAUCCCAUUUAUAAUCCCACAUAUAAAUAAUGAUUUACACUACGCUUCAAAUAGAAACUCCCCUAUAGCUGUGUACCCCUAUGUAGCUAAACAACCAGUCACAUAUAAUCCCACAUAUAAUCCCAUAUGAUAUCCAGGAUAUUCCCCUCGAAGAACGUAAGAGAGGCACAUUGUUAAGAAAAUAAACAAAUCCUGUUAAUUAAGAACCCUGAUAAUGUAAUAUUGUGUUGUUGUGGUGGAUUAUAAUGAUAUUUUUCUUUGUUCCCUACAUGCUAUUCUUGUCACUCUUCUCCCUUAAGGCUUUUCUUAAACAACACUUCCAACUCAUCUUUGCUGCUUUGACUCUUCUCAUUGGAACCUUUUACCUGGUCUCCGGUCUCCGGUCUCGGUCAGUUCCAGGUUCCUUAUCUACUUCCUCCUCCCUCUGUCUCAGUUCCAGGUUCCUUAUCUACUUCCUCCCUCCUCUGUCUCAGAAUCUGUCUCAGUUCCAGGUUCCUUAUCUACUUCCUCCCUCCUCUGUCUCAGAAUCUGUCUCAGUUCCAGGUUCCUUAUCUACUUCCUCCCUCCUCUGUCUCAGAAUCUGUCUCAGUUCCAGGUUCCUUAUCUACUUCCUUCCUCCUCUGUCUCAGAAUCUGUCUCAGUUCCAGGUUCCUUGUCUACUUCCUUCCUCCUCUGUCUCAGAAUCUGUCUCAGUUCCAGGUUCCUUAUCUACUUCCUCCUCCCUCUGUCUCAGAAUCUGUCUCAGUUCCAGGUUCCUUAUCUACUUCCUUCCUCCUCUGUCUCAGAAUCUGUCUCAGUUCCAGGUUCCUUAUCUACUUCCUCCCUCCUCUGUCUCAGAAUCUGUCUCAGUUCCAGGUUCCUUAUCUACUUCCUUCCUCCUCUGUCUCAGAAUCUGUCUCAGUUCCAGGUUCCUUAUCUACUUCCUCCCUCCUCUGUCUCAGAAUCUGUCUCAGUUCCAGGUUCCUUGUCUACUUCCUCCCUCCUCUGUCUCAGUUCCAGGUUCCUUAUCUACUUCCUCCCUCCUCUGUCUCAGAAUCUGUCUCAGUUCCAGGUUCCUUGUCUACUUCCUCCCUCCUCUGUCUCAGUUCCAGGUUCCUUAUCUACUUCCUCCCUCCUCUGUCUCAGAAUCUGUCUCAGUUCCAGGUUCCUUAUCUACUUCCUUCCUCCUCUGUCUCAGAAUCUGUCUCAGUUCCAGGUUCCUUAUCUACUUCCUCCCUCCUCUGUCUCAGAAUCUGUCUCAGUUCCAGGUUCCUUAUCUACUUCCUCCCUCCUCUGUCUCAGAAUCUGUCUCAGUUCCAGGUUCCUUAUCUACUUCCUUCCUCCUCUGUCUCAGAAUCUGUCUCAGUUCCAGGUUCCUUAUCUACUUCCUCCCUCCUCUGUCUCAGAAUCUGUCUCAGUUCCAGGUUCCUUGUCUACUUCCUCCCUCCUCUGUCUCAGUUCCAGGUUCCUUAUCUACUUCCUCCCUCCUCUGUCUCAGAAUCUGUCUCAGUUCCAGGUUCCUUAUCUACUUCCUCCCUCCUCUGUCUCAGAAUCUGUCUCAGUUCCAGGUUCCUUAUCUACUUCCUUCCUCCUCUGUCUCAGAAUCUGUCUCAGUUCCAGGUUCCUUGUCUACUUCCUCCCUCCUCUGUCUCAGUUCCAGGUUCCUUAUCUACUUCCUCCCUCCUCUGUCUCAGAAUCUGUCUCAGUUCCAGGUUCCUUAUCUACUUCCUCCCUCCUCUGUCUCAGAAUCUGUCUCAGUUCCAGGUUCCUUAUCUACUUCCUCCCUCCUCUGUCUCAGAAUCUGUCUCAGUUCCAGGCUCCUUAUCUACUUCCUCCCUCCUCUGUCUCAGAAUCUGUCUCAGUUCCAGGUUCCUUAUCUACUUCCUCCCUCCUCUGUCUCAGAAUCUGUCUCAGUUCCAGGUUCCUCGUCUACUUCCCUCCUCAUCUUUCUUUUCCACAUGGUAUGAAUCAUCUCGUCUUCCUCCAUCCACUUUCUCUUUCUAGUCUUUUCCAUCUGUUGAAGAUGGACCGUCAUCCCCUGCUUCUCCAACCUCCUCAGAUUUAUCCGGUGCCUCAUCCUCCUCCUUCUCUCUCCCCUUCCCCUCUCCAUCCUUCAUUUCUCCAGGACC